Messenger RNA from Acytostelium subglobosum LB1, 723 nucleotides. RefSeq lists its product as hypothetical. The record is from RefSeq and is a predicted model, not a curated record. The coding region runs from base 1 to 723 and encodes 240 amino acids. NCBI's taxonomy places the organism in Eukaryota, Evosea, Eumycetozoa, Acytosteliales, Acytosteliaceae. The transcript is spliced from 2 exons.
AUGGCACCACCACCUGUUCCUCCACCAAGGACAUACCCAACAGCCAAUAAACCAGAUGCAGCUGCAACAGCUGCAGCUACUGCUUCUGGACAACAGACACCUCCACCACAGCCAAAACAACUACCACCACAGCCACUGCCACAAAUACCAACACAGCCACAACAACAGCCACAAACACAGCCAUUCUCAUACUCCCCUCAACCACAACCACAACAAUCCAUUCAGCAGCAGCAGUAUCCUCCACAGCAAUAUCCUCCACAACAACAGCCAUAUCAAGGUGCAUAUGGCUAUCCACAGCAGCAACAACAAUCACAACAGCAGCAUUAUCAAUAUCCUCCACAACAACAUCAACAACUGUUGGCAACUAAAUGUUCAGUAGUAGAGUGUGGCUAUGGCGCCGAGCCGGGCUAUACCUCUUGCAAGAUACAUAUGGCUCAGCCAGCUUAUCCAGGCAGUCUACCUACAAUGCCAGCACAUGGAGCAAUGCCUGGAGCUGUACCAUAUGCAACAACAACAGGAGUAGUGGCAGCACAACCAGCAUCAGCAGUAGUAGUAGUAUCAGAUAGUAAAUCACACAAGAAGGACAAGAAAGAUAAAAAGAAAGAGAAGAAAGAGAAAGAGAAGAAGAAAGAGAAGAAGGAGGCCAGGAAGGAGACGCGAAACAAUAUCAUCGAAUCAAUAUUCGAAGCUGUAGUCGAUGUUGCCUUUGGUGGUGAUGAAUAA